This is a messenger RNA of Drosophila bipectinata, 1934 nucleotides long. RefSeq names its product Panoramix (gene Panx). The record is from RefSeq and is a predicted model, not a curated record. Lineage: Eukaryota; Metazoa; Arthropoda; Insecta; Diptera; Drosophilidae.
UAAAAUGAAAGAUGAUUCUUCCUCAUCUCUAAACGCAUUUCAUAAAUACGAAUUUUCAUUCAAGUGUCAAAUGUCUUAAAAGAAAUUCGAAACUAUUGCUUAGAAGCCAUGGAACAGCCGAUAAAGCAAGAAGUACAAGAGGUUGAGGGCCAAACGUAUUUGGAUGAGAACGAUAAUACACCUCUACGAGAAAGAACCAUAAGUACGCCGCCUCACGCCUUUGCUCCUUACGUUCCUGCGACCGAAUCCGGAUGGGAAAGUGACAAUGACGAUGUCAGUCAUCUUUCUGCCCCCCGCACUCCGGGGGCCAGCCUACAGGAAACCAAACCUAAGGAAGAGGCCCCUCUGCAACCCAAGUUUGAUAUGGAAGUGGACGAAAUGCUGGAUGAGAUGCUGAAUGAGGAUUUCAACUGCGAGGAACCUGCACCAGCUGCCGACACAAAACCACCUCUUAAGUCGGAGCCCAGUGAAGGAAUCAGACGCACCCUAGACGGAAUUCCAAGUCAAUUCACUCGGCGGGAAAGCCUCAACGAUAUGGACCUGUGCAGCCUCGAUGCUUUGUCAGCAGCGGAGGACCCUUCGGAAGCCGAGAGUACUGACGCGCUUAUCGCCACUAAGAAGGAGAUCUUGCAGCAGUUGGAAAAAGUGGACACUGAACUUGCUUCGAAACCCAAAGAAAAGAAGAAAAAAAAGAAGCACAAAAAGGACCGGUCUCACAAAUCGAGCCAAAGCAAGGAGCAAUCGGAGUCAAGGAAGCGCCGGCAUAGCCAGAGUUCGCUCAACGACAGCCUGAAGGAAAACAAGCGCCGCCGCAGUCACGGCAAUGAGUCCCUAAAAACGCCAAAGCCAGAUCCAGAAUCCGACUGUAUUCCAGUGCGAAGUGAUGAAAGGCAGAUCCGACUGGUGCAGUCAUCCCGCCUCUUUGCCCCUCCAAAACAGGAGUUUGUGCCACACCAAGGCAAGCUGGCGCUGCCCGACAGGCGGAAUCGCGCCAUGGCUCGGGCAGAAUUGGCUCUGCAGCUCUUUCAGAAGCAGAAAGACGACCAGGAGCAAACCGAGGUCCAAAUGGUGGAAACUGUGGGAAAGCUGCCCGUCAGCGAAUCGUUCCGCAACCAGGACAGCUUCGAGAAUCCCUCGCCCAUCUGUAACAACAUGAACGUGACGUACGCGUUCAACUCCGUCCCGGGUACAAAGAUUGACUUCAACAAGUGGGGCUUGGAAACAGUGCCGCAGGCCACCAGGGAGUUGCUUCGUAUUCUGGGCAUCAGUUUGGAGCGCCUUAAGCAGAUCCAGAUGACAGCGAAGCCGUCGCAGCGCAUUCUCAAGCUGAAAAAGGAGCAAAUGGAGAAGGGUCUCUCGCCGGCGGAGGACAUCGAGACGGCAACGCUGUACAAGAACGCCGCCACCCAAACGGAAGGCGUCUCCUCCACUAGAAGUGUUGAGACCCAAGUCCGUAUGGAGAGCCAAUCAAGCGGUGCGUUCUGGCAGGAUCCAAACUUCGAUGAGACGGAUCUAACCCAGCAGCAGUCCAACGUGAUGUUCGCUCUAAUGGAGCUCUUUACGAGGGUGCCCGACACCUCGUGGGCCCCGACACUGUACAAGGCCCUGGAGCCGGCUCUGCACAUCAAGCGACGCUUCCACCGAUAGCAUUCUUCAAGAUCUGACAUUCUCAAUAGUACACAUCGAAUUUAUUUGUAAAUCAUUAUACCAAAGGCAACAUGAAAACAUGCCAAAAGAGCUUUCGCAGCCACACAACGUUACAUAUACCAAAGUUUCGAUUGCGCUAGGACUCUAUGUAUUAUGUCUCGAAUAUAUAUCUCUCAGAGGCUUCAAAGGCCGCGCCGACGCGCAUAUACAUAUCGUAUUGUAAAUCUCAGGCAAAAAACACUCUUAACUUUUAUACAAUUAAUAAAUACACCUGCUCAUAUAUCGUA